GUGUAACAGUUGAUCCUGACGGAUAGGUGGCGGUAUGUUUCGGAGUCGGGUGCUGUCUUGUCAUUCUGACAGAAUCAUUUUGUCCGGGGUAUGUUUAAACGAUUGGCAAAUCUUGUUUGACCAAGAGUUGCUACAGCAAUGCUUACUUUAAGUCAGUUAUGAACCGAAAACGGGCCCUUAUAUCAGACACGUUUAAAGUGAACAAACGAAGAGUUGGCAAUGAGAAGCAGUUUGGAGCUGUCAACAAUGGAGAAGCGGGACCACUGGACGUCAAAGCCACCCUGCAGGACCUUAUGACAUUAUUCCCACGCAAACUCUUCAAUGACGCCCUUCCACAAAUUGUCCUAAAACACCAACUCUACAGCAUACACAAUGAUAGGACCCAAGUGGACAGGCAGCUUAGUGACUUGAGGGAACAGGGGGAGCUGUUGAUGUUCCAGCUGGGCUUUGAUGCUGAGGCCUUUGGGUUGGUGUUCGCUGCAGACUACAAGGCUAAAGUCCUGGCUGGGGAGGAGGGGAGAGGGACACGGGGCACAGUGGAUAAAUUCCUGGAGAAAGUGCUGCCCUCCUGCAAUGACCUGAGCUUCAACAAAGACAAAAUGCUGAAGGAGUUUCUCUUCACAGACUCAGAGAUAACGCAACUGGUGAAGUCGGGGGUUCUGACUGUGAGGGACGCUGGCAGCUGGUGGCUCUCCAUCCCCAACUCUGGCAGAUUCACCAAGUACCUAAUACAGGGUCGUAAAGCUGUGCUGGGCAUGGUUAAGAAGUCCAAAUAUAAUGAAGUCUUAAAGGCAGAACUGGAGGAGAGGCAGACCAACUCACAGGUUAAAUUCCAGAUCAAGUACCACAUCCAUGACAUCAUUGGUGCAGAGCUAGUAGAAUGAGUUGUACUCUUUUGAUAUUGACUGAAUACUGGGAAGGGCUUGCAAGUGAAGCAUGUUACUGUACUUGUGCACGUGACAACUUGGAACUUGACUCCUGGGCGUAGCCAUCAACUAUUCUUGUCGACUGACGUGUAUCUAAUACAAUUGGUCAUGUUGUACCCACAUUACCAGCUCUUUUCUUUUUAGUAUACCCACAACUUCAGGAACAUUGUUACGGUGUGUGGACUACUGAACCCAACUGACUGAAUGGAUACAACAACCUGUUUCAUGGAUGAAACCCUUAAAGCAACUGAACAUGACGAGAGGCCAUGUUACACCAACGAAUCUGGUUAAUCAUUUAUUGCCUUGUUUUUCUGCCAAAUAGGUGAAAUGCCAAUGGUGUAAAAUAAAGCCUUUUCUGGUUUGUAAAUCGUUUAAGGUU
Messenger RNA from Oncorhynchus mykiss (rainbow trout), 1305 nucleotides. NCBI's taxonomy places the organism in Eukaryota, Metazoa, Chordata, Actinopteri, Salmoniformes, Salmonidae. The record is from RefSeq and is a predicted model, not a curated record.